Messenger RNA from Gymnogyps californianus (California condor), 8214 nucleotides. RefSeq names its product ATPase copper transporting alpha (gene ATP7A). Gene Ontology annotation, cellular component: membrane. The coding region runs from base 72 to 4568 and encodes 1498 amino acids. Gene Ontology annotation, biological process: monoatomic cation transport. The transcript has 23 exons. Gene Ontology annotation, molecular function: ATP hydrolysis activity; ATPase-coupled monoatomic cation transmembrane transporter activity; ATP binding. The record is from RefSeq and is a predicted model, not a curated record. Lineage: Eukaryota; Metazoa; Chordata; Aves; Accipitriformes; Cathartidae.
CCCGCGCCGGGGUGAGGCAGUCUGCGCCGCCCGGAGCCUCCGCAAUGAGAAGACUUGAGUAGAAUUUCACAAUGGCGGCAAAAUCCAUAGUCAUCGGUGUGGAGGGAAUGACAUGCAAUUCCUGUGUUCAAACCAUUGAACAGCAUGUCGGGAAGAUAAAUGGUAUCCAUAACAUUAAAGUAUCUCUAGAGGAUAAGAAUGCAGUCGUCAUUUAUGACUCAAAACUGCAGACUCCAGCAACACUGCAGGAAGCAAUAUAUGACAUGGGAUUUGAUGCUACGUUAGCUGAUUCAAACCCACAACCUGUUUUACCUGACACUAUUUUUCUUACAAUUCCUACUCAGUCAGCUCUAACGUCUAAACAGAUUUGUAGUACACUACUAAAGAACAAAGGUAUCGUGGAUGUUAAAAUGUCCUCCGAUCAAAAAACUGCAGUGGUGACUUUCAUUUCUUCCAUUAUAAAUGGCAAGCAGAUUAUCCAAAUGGUCCCAGGAGCAGAUUUAAGUAUCUCUGCACCAGAGGUAACACCUGGAACUUGUGAAGAUUCCAGCUGGUCUCAAGCAAGUAGCAUUGUGCUGCGCCUGAAAGUAGAGGGGAUGACCUGUCAUUCUUGCACCAGCACCAUUGAGGGGAAAAUUGGCAAAUUGCAAGGAAUUCAGCGGAUUAAAGUGUCCCUGGACAAUCAGGAAGCUGUUGUUGUCUACCAGCCUCAUCUAAUUACAGCAGAAGAAAUAAAACAUCAAAUUGAAGCUGCAGGUUUCACGGCAUCUUUCAAAAAGCAGCCUAGACCCCUCAAGCUCAGUGCUAUUGACCUGGAAAGGCUGAGGAAUACUCAGACCAAAGGUUCUGAGACAGCACUGAAAGAAAACUCGAAUGUGAACGAUACAAAGACAGUUGUCUUCAGAAUUGAUGGCAUGCACUGCAAUUCAUGUGUCCUCAGUAUUCAGAGUACCAUAUCAGCACUCCCAUCAGUAACAAGUAUAGUUGUUUCAUUAGAGAAGAAAUCUGCUGUUAUAAACUAUAACCCAAACUUAAUUAGCAUAGACCUACUGAGAAAAGCCAUAGAGGCAGUGUCUCCAGAGACAUUUAAAGUCAGCCUUCCUGACGAGUAUGAAAAUGUAGCACUUUUCCCCACGCUGGCAUCUCCACUGAAGUCUCCUCAUCCAGCUAUGAAGGAUGUUAGCCAGCCACUUACUCAAGUUGUUGUGAUAAAUAUUGAAGGAAUGACUUGCAACUCUUGUGUGCAGUCCAUUGAGGGAGUCGUAUCCCAAAAGGCAGGUGUAAAAUCUAUUCAUGUCUCUCUCACCAAGCGUAAUGGGACUAUAGAAUAUGACCCUCUGCAAACGUGCCCAGAAGACUUGCGAUCCUCAAUAGAAGAUAUGGGAUUUGAUGCAUCUUUAUCAGCAAAGGCAGAACUACCUGCGGCAAUAGCUCAGCCCUCACCCGAAGUGCAGCUGGAUUCUCACAAAACCGAGCCUCCCUCCAAAGUGUCACCAACCCACCUUGCUAGACAAGAGACAAAGACUAUAUCAAAGUGCUAUGUCCAAGUCACAGGAAUGACAUGUGCUUCAUGUGUAGCCAACAUUGAGAGAAAUUUGAGAAGAGAAGAUGGAAUACAUUCAAUACUUGUUGCCCUAAUGGCAGGAAAGGCAGAAGUGAGGUAUAAUCCUGCUGUCAUACACCCUUCAGCUAUUGCAGAGCUCAUACGGGAACUGGGAUUUGGAGCUACCGUGAUGGAAAACUGUGGUGAAGGAGAUGGAAUUCUGGAACUUGUUGUGAGAGGAAUGACAUGUGCGUCUUGUGUACACAAAAUAGAAUCCACCCUCAUGAAGACUAAUGGUGUUUUAUACUGCUCAGUAGCUCUUGCAACCAACAAAGCACACAUUAAAUAUGAUCCUGAGAUUAUAGGUCCUCGAGAUGUUAUACAAGUGAUAAGGGAUUUAGGUUUCACUACUUCGUUAGUCAAAAAAGAUAGAUCUGCUAGUCAUCUAGAUCACAAACAGGAAAUAAGGCAGUGGAAAAGGUCUUUUGUUGUGAGUCUCGUUUUCUGUAUUCCUGUCAUGGGGCUGAUGAUUUACAUGAUGGUUAUGGACAGUCAACUUGCAGAUGCUCACAGACAUCACAACAUGAGCAGUGAGGAAAUGGAGGCCCUUCACUCCUCUAUGGUCCUGGAAUACCAGCUCCUACCAGGAUUGUCUGUUAUGAAUUUUCUGUCGUUUUUACUCUGUGUCCCUGUACAGAUGUUUGGAGGCUGGCACUUUUAUAUACAAGCAUACAAAGCACUGAAGCACAAAACUGCAAAUAUGGACGUGCUCAUUGUUUUGGCAACCUCCAUUGCGUUUGUCUACUCGUUUGUUAUUCUUCUAGUUGCAAUGGCUGAGAAAGCAAAAGUAAACCCUGUAACUUUCUUUGACACACCUCCUAUGCUGUUUGUAUUCAUCUCAUUGGGCCGGUGGCUAGAGCAUGUUGCAAAGGGUAAAACAUCAGAAGCACUGGCAAGACUAAUUUCAUUACAAGCUACUGAAGCUACUAUUGUUACCUUGGGCCCUGAUAACGUUCUUUUAAGUGAAGAGCAAGUUGAUGUCGAACUGGUUCAACGAGGUGACAUCGUCAAAGUGAUCCCAGGAGGCAAAUUCCCGGUGGAUGGUCGUGUUAUUGAAGGACACUCUAUGGUAGACGAAUCUCUUAUCACAGGUGAAGCGAUGCCCGUGACUAAAAAACCUGGCAAUACAGUUAUUGCAGGUUCUAUUAAUCAGAAUGGGUCACUACUGAUUUCGGCAACUCAUGUCGGAGCUGAUACAACUCUUUCCCAGAUUGUUAAACUUGUGGAGGAGGCCCAGACCUCAAAGGCUCCUAUCCAGCAAUUUGCAGACAAACUUAGUGGCUACUUUGUUCCUUCUAUUGUGGCUGUCUCUGUGGUUACCCUUUUUGCCUGGAUUAUAAUUGGAUUUGUGGAUUUUGAAAUAGUAGAAAAAUACUUUCUGGGUUACAAUAAGAGCAUUUCUGCAGCCGAAGUGAUAAUCCGCUUUGCUUUCCAAGCCUCUAUCACAGUCUUGUGUAUUGCAUGCCCCUGUUCUCUGGGAUUAGCCACCCCGACAGCUGUGAUGGUUGGCACUGGAGUAGGAGCUCAGAACGGCAUACUGAUCAAAGGAGGAGAGCCAUUAGAGAUGGCACAUAAGGUAAAGGUGGUUGUAUUUGACAAAACAGGUACUAUUACUCAUGGGACUCCAGAAGUGACGCAGGUGAAGUUUCUAGUGGAGAGUAACCAACUACCACAUAAUAAAAUGCUGGCUAUAGUGGGGACUGCAGAGAGUAAUAGCGAGCAUCCUCUUGGAGUAGCAAUAACAAAAUACUGCAAAAAGGAACUGGAGUCAGAAACCCUUGGGACAUGUACAGAUUUUCAGGUAGUUCCAGGCUGUGGCAUUAGUUGUAAAGUCACCAAUAUUGAAGCAUUGCUCUACAGGAAAAAUAAAAUGGUUGAAGAAAACAAUAUUAAAAAUGUCACACUUGUGAAAAUUGAGGAAAAUACGGACGAAUCAGUGCAGCCUGCUUUGAUUAUUGAUGCUGAACUACCAACUACUAUGACUUCUCAAAAAUACUCUGUUCUCAUUGGGAACCGGGAAUGGAUGAAUAGAAAUGGCCUCCUUGUUAAAAAUGAAGUUGAUAAAGCCAUGAUGGAACAUGAGCGGAGAGGUCGCACAGCAGUUCUAGCAGCUGUUGAUGGAGUGCUUUGUGGCUUGAUAGCUAUUGCUGAUACUGUGAAACCAGAAGCUGAGCUGGCAGUCUGCACUUUGAAGAGUAUGGGAUUAGAAGUUGUCCUGAUGACUGGUGACAACAGCAAAACAGCAAGAUCUAUUGCCUCUCAGGUUGGCAUCACCAAAGUGUUCGCAGAGGUUCUUCCCUCCCACAAAGUAGCCAAAGUGAAACAGUUACAAGACGAAGGAAAACGGGUGGCCAUGGUUGGAGACGGCAUCAAUGACUCCCCAGCUCUUGCUAUGGCCAACGUGGGAAUUGCUAUUGGCACGGGUACUGAUGUAGCCAUUGAGGCAGCCGAUGUGGUUCUAAUUAGGGAUGACUUGAUGGAUGUGGUAGCAAGUAUAGAUUUAUCAAGGAAAACUGUGAAAAGGAUCCGGAUCAACUUUGUCUUUGCUCUAAUUUAUAAUCUCAUUGGAGUUCCCAUAGCUGCUGGUGUCUUCCUGCCCAUUGGUUUGGUUUUGCAGCCCUGGAUGGGAUCUGCAGCAAUGGCUGCCUCCUCUGUUUCUGUUGUGCUUUCUUCUUUGCUGUUAAAGAUGUACCAGAAACCAAGUUCUGAGAAACUUGAGUUCCGGGCCCGUGGCCAAAUGAGGCACAAGAGCCCGUCGGAGAUCAGUGUCCACAUUGGAAUUGAUGAGACUGGGACAGGCUCUCCUAAACUGAGCUUAAUGGAUCGAAUCAUCAAUUACAGUAGAGCCUCUAUAAAUUCUCUCUUUUCAGACAAGCGUUCGGUGAACAGCAUAGUUCUUAAUGAACCAGAUAAGCAUUCGCUUUUGGUGGGAGAUUUUGGAGAAGAUGAUGACACAGCAUUAUGAAAGACUCGCCCCUCCCCUCCCACCCCUGCUAAGCAAAAAAAAAAAGAAAAAAAACCUGAAGCAAAAUGAAGAAACAACCAAAAUGGCUGUCUAGAAGUCUGUGCACAUACUGAUCAUUUCUGGAGGUCUUUUCAGAUGUAUUUCUUCUUUAAUGUAGAAAGCUAGUUUUUGCAGUGACUUUCCAGGGUGGGUUGUUGGGGUUUUUUGGGUUUUUGGUUUGGUUUUUUUUUUAAAUUAAGCUUACCAAAAAAAAUGGUGCGGGGCUGUUAAUGCUUGCGAACAGGGCCGUGUUGCCAUUCCACGAAGCUUGCCGUAUAGCAUUUUUUUGGCAAAAUGUCAAAAUACAAUUAAGGAAACUAAGGAACCAGAAACUUAUUUCCCAGCCUUAUAACAGGCUACUUUAUGCAUAGUCAAGUUUAGUAGUGUGUUAAAAAAAUAUAAAUUACUGCAUCUGCAAAAUACUGAAGGUUCUGUGUUUGCAGAUAGAUGUGCCUUACUUCAAAACUUCCAGGACCUGUCUUGUUUCCAUAGCCUGCCUUGUACCUGAAAUGGUUCCUCUCAAAUGCCUUUUCUUUUUACAAACAUCUGGUUCCAGCUUUUCACACUCCUAGCUUCAAAUCAUCUCACCGUUUGUGAUCUGGAUUCUUGCGAGGCAGAGGUGACUGAGAGGUUUUGGGUUUGCUUUCUAACAUCAUACCCACAUUUAAGUCUAUACAUCCAGGCCCCAGUACACUCCUACUAAGAUUGUCUGCUUGAAGGUUGAAUGGGUUGGGAGGUUUUCUCAUUCCCAGCCUCUCCCAAGCCAAAAACUACUGCAACAUCUCAGUACGAUAUGAAUGUGAUGUGGUAUUAGCCAAAAUGUUUAGCUUUUAAGGCAGCAAUGUAGUUAGUGCUCACUACCAAUGUCUAUUAGCACUCCUUAAAUGAACCGGAAUAGUUUGGACCAGUGUCACACAGACUGCCUUUAAAAUCUUUACAAUUCAGUCUUUGCAGAUACCUAACACUAAAGAAUUUAUAAUGUGUCAGAUACUGGACUAACAUCAGUUGCUUGUAAAGGUAAGUGUCUGUAUACCAGGAAUGGUCCAGAAUCCACUCCAUAGAUUGAUCCAAACCUCCUUUGCUUGGGAUGUUCAGAUCCAGGCUUUGUGAAUUAAGACAGUCUUCAUUUGUUACUGAACUGAAAUAUCAAAAUGCAGGUUUUGAUCAUUAAAUCAUUAAUACUAAAAAUAUUCUCAAUGAGAAAUAAAAGUGUUCAUCACCCAGUAGCUAGCUACGUGUUUGUUACUUAAUAAACCUUGUUCUGCAAAUCCUCUGCUGAGACAGCUAUCUGAAGCAAUUACUAGGUUCGAUAAUGUUGAAUUACAUUAUGAAAUAACAGUCCAUGGUGUAAACAUGUAGUUCCAGUUUGUGCUUGUAGAGGAGAAUAUUCAGAGUACGAUAAAGAGAUCUCUGUUCUAGUUUUUAACUUGAAGUCUGAUGUGAGUGCAUAGAUUGUGUAUGUAAAAAGUCGUAACUAAAUAGCUUUUGCAUUUUAUCUGAGAACUACCAGAAAAAUACCAGUGUAUGAAAACAGAAGAGUAGUGCUAUGGAGUAUGUUGUUAGUAAAUCAGUGUACUUGUUAUAUUGCAGUGAGGAGAACAACAUAAUUUGUUGUUGACGCUAGUUUAAGAAACAAAAUAUUUCUGUUGCAGGAUUUAGGUUCUUAAUAUCUCUACAUGAAUAUAGAUUUUUUUUUUUUAAUUAGAUUAUAGCUAUAUGUAUAUAUUGUAGUGUUAAGAAAUGCUGAGAUACAUUACUGCAAAGCCAUUCCAUAAGAUGUUGUUCUCAGUUUUCAGCAACAAAGCUGUUUCUUACAAAGCAGACAGUUACCUAAAACCUGUUUGAUCGUAUUAUGAUGGUUUUUUGGUGCUUCAUGACCAUGCAAACGGUUUCCAAAGAUUUCAGUUUUCCUGUUUAUCCACACUUAUUCUCGGUGGUGUUCUUGGCAAGAUUCUGCAGAUGAAAGGGAAGUAUUCUACAUAUUUUUGUCUGGAUUGUGCUGGUGGGUGGUCUUAAUCCUGCAGUGAAGACACAAGGCAGGUCCUAGCAUGCUUUCAGAUGGGAGUUUCACUACUGCAGGUGCUGAUGAUGGUAUAUAUGGCAUGUAAAUGACAGGCAUCAUGCUCUUACUGCAGGAAAUAGAGUAGUAAUUUAGGAUUAAAUUCCUGGUUGGUAGAUAAAGCAGUGUGAAGCAUUUGUUAAAUUACUUCCAAAUAUAUUUUUAGAGCACUUUGGCUUCAACCUUUUGUUGUCCAAAUUGUACGUAGGUUGAAUGUUUACAGUGGAAUGCUGGCUUUAUCACCAACUUUUUCCCAAUACAGAUGUUUUUCUAGGCUUUUCCAUUUUCUGUGAAACCCAGCAUUUGAUCCAGUUACAGCAAAACAAGGCUACUUUUCAAAACCAGGAUACUUAAUGAGGUGCAGAGAUGAUUAUCGGGGAAUAAGGAACAGUAAAAUGCUGGCUAAGAGGGAACGGGAUAGCGGUUUGUAAGUACAAUCAGAGGAUCAAACUCUAGAGAGGAAAUAACUAAGCUAAAGACCAGUAUUAGCCCAAGAAUGAAUGGGUAUAAGGUGGUUGUGAUAAAUCUAGGCUUGAAUUGAGGUGAAGCUUUUUAACUAUAACAGCUAUUAGGUUCUGAGACAGCUUCUGUUUAGAGCUAGUAUGUGUGGAAAGCAAAUUGCUCUCAUGUUUCUGAAGGAGGCUUGUAUGAAGUGAUGCCAGCAAAAGCAGUGGUCAGGACUUACUGACCCAGGAAGUCCCUUUCAGUCCAGUUUUCCUCUUUGGGAAAAUGUCUGGACUUGUCUUUUGAACUUGAAUUUAGUACACAGUGUGUUUGAGUAAUGUAGAGCUGAUUAAGAAAUUCAGAGUCCAGAUCUUUGAAAAUAGGUUGUCUGUCCAACACCCCCCCCCCAAAGGUGUGAUAUUGACUUACAGAAUGUUUAUCUUGUGAUUAAAAUAUUAUAUAAGGUGCUUUAUGUUGAAGAACCAAAAUAUUUUCCAGUUUGAAUGUACAGUGCAAGUGAAAUAAUGUGGGAGCUAAAUGUUCUCCCAAAUGUAAAUGUUUUAAUAUGUAAAUAUAUUACUCCUGUUGGAGACAGUUUGGAUUCAGAAAUUUAAAAUAUCACUUGGAAACACACAGUUACAAAUGAAAUUGUAUUACUAGCGUGUCUAUUUUAUUGUUUUCUGUAACUAUUUAUAAAACCUGUGCUCUAUUUAAAAAACAAAGUACAUAUGCUUGAGGCUUUAAAAAUUGCUCUUUGAAUCUUGCCAAUAAACUUUUAAAAGAGUAGACACUUGAAAUUUUAUAUGAAAAAGAAUGUGAAGCUGACAAAACAAUGGAAGCAAGCAAGCAUUUUUAUUUAUUAAAAACUAUGUUUAUUUUUUUGCUUAGAACUUCCAACAAAAUGUUGUAAACUUGAGGGGGUUUUUUUAUUCCAUUUUGGUAUGAAGAAUGGAGAAAUGAAUGCUGUUGUGGAAUGUUAAUUUAGUGCUGUUAAAUUUCUUUACAUCUAGAAACAUGUAGUCUCACACUUCCUGCUCUUUUAAGACUGUGCCUCCAUCAUUAUAAUGGCAAUUAUAAGCUAUAUAAUAAAAAUGUAACAUCCGA